Molecule: messenger RNA, 1233 nt
Organism: Geodia barretti
Lineage: Eukaryota; Metazoa; Porifera; Demospongiae; Tetractinellida; Geodiidae
Source: the annotation of a GenBank genome assembly
UAAACAAGCCCUGCCCGUCGCCACCCUGCAGAGAUUUGAUCAGAGAUUUUGCUAGUAAUGGCCGAAGCACCGACGACGGGUGGCGAGGUCCUGACUCCAAACGAUGCCGUCAAAGUACUGGAGGAGCUACUACCAGCACAGAACCAGUCCUUCGAACUGGGCCUGAAGCUGAAUCUAGAGCCACAUCAAGUUGAGGGCAUCCAUUCAACAUACUCCGAGCCAGCAAAGCGCCUCCUCCGAGUCGUCAUGAUGUUCCUGAACCAAGUAGAGCCCAGACCAACCUGGAGAGUCAUUGUAGAUGCCCUCAAAAGUCCUGUAGUCAAUCUUCGUCAGCUAGCAGUGGCUGUGGAGGCAGCUCACUUUCUUGACACUACACCAGCACUCGCACCUGAAGCCAGUGUCUCUUCCUCUCAGAGUCCGGCCAUCUCCUCUCAACCAGGCCUCCCCUCUCCUCUCCAUGGUUCUGGAGCCUCACCACUCACUGAAGUGGACUAUCAACCAGACCUACCACAACCAACAACUGGGGAUACAGUGACUGAACUCCAGCAUCGACCAGAGUCACCUCAGCCUAGUCCAAUGACCACUGAGUAUGUCCAGGCCAAGAUUAGAAGGUUUGAGAAGAGGUUCAAUGACCUGAAGAAGGCUGCCAGGGGGUGCCUCGAGAAACGCAAGAUUUCAGUCAAGCAAGUAGUUGACGCUCUUACGUCAAUGUCUCCAGAUGAUAACGAUGAACAUAGACAGUUUCUGAAACAAAAUCUAAGUGAUCUCUAUCAGUCAACAGAUAUCCCGGAGCUGAUCGGAAAGCUGAGUGUCCUUCACUGGGACUAUCUGUCCUACCAGUUGCUGGACUACCUCAUCAAGGAGUUUGGUUUGGACGUGGGGAGGGAGACGGAGGCCUACAAGCUCGAUCUGCAGAGGUUCCGCCAGAAGACACCACUAGCUCUGUUCUGCCAGUGUCAGAAGAGGAGGAGAAGGAAGCCGUCUGAGGAAUUCAAGGAAAUCGUCACCGAGUUUGACUGGCCGCACGAAGUUACACUGGAAGUUGUGGAGCAGUUUCGACAAGAGUUUGCAUAUCACUACAAGCUUCGAGACUGUGCCAUGCUGUUGGCUAAAGUCCUUCCCGGUUCCUUCAUCAUCACCUGGUUCAUACCAGAGUCCAUUGUCAAGAAACUGAGAGAAGACAUCCCUCACCGCAUCCUCAAGAAGUAUACUGCCGUUAGCCUUCAAAUUGCA